GAUUCGGCUACUCCAUUGCGGAGCUGGCACAAAUUGAGAAAAUGGCAACAAAUUUGCCGGCCACAACGGCCACAACAGGAAAGCCUGGUAGCUCGACAGGUAGUCAGUCAACCACAACUGAGUAUGUUGUGAGGGCUCCAAAUGACAAGUCCAAGAAAUACAGCAUGAUCAAGUUUGGCACUGGAACAGAUAUAGACUUCCUCAAGUUAACAAAUACAACAGUUAGAAUGGAAAGAGAAAACAACUUAAAAGAAUACAAAACAGCCAAUAACUUGGAAACGCAGCCAAAGUUCGGAGCUGGAAGCGAAUAUGGAAGGGAACAAAAGUUUGAAGCUAGAAGAAAGAAGUUUGGUAUACAUCUCAAGAAAUACAAUCCGGAUGAUCAACCAUGGGUAAUGAAAGUGGGGAAAGGAAAAGACUGUAAAAGGUAUAAGGGUGUACGAGAGGGAACCAUAACAGAGAACACAUCUUACUACAUUUUCACUCAGUGUGCUGAUGGUGCUUUUGAGGCACACCCUGUUGAAGAGUGGUAUAAUUUCCAGCCGGUUGUGCAAUACAAAUAUCUAAACUCUGAGGAAGCAGAAGAAGAGUUUAGCAGACGAGACAAGACAAUGAACUUGUUCUCUAUCAUGGUUCGUAAGAGGAUAAAGAAUGAAGAUGACGUAGAGGAUAAUAAGGAGGAGAAGAAAGUGAAAUCUAAGGGCAAAAAGAAUCUGAUCCUGACAGACAUGGAAGAUUGGGCGAUUAGUUCAGAAGAAGAGGAGGAGGAGGGGGAGGAGGGAGAGAAAAAGCCCAAGAAGGAAAAGAAGAAGGAAGAGAAGAAGCGUCGUAAGAAUGCCAAGAUGAACGAUAAUGAUGAGGCAGUGGAGGAAAGUGAUGAGGGCGACUUUGAUGACCGUGAGCUGGAUUAUAUAUCUGAUUCUGGCAGUGAAUCUGAGCUGGAUGAAAAGGCUAAAGAUGAAAAGUAUGAUGAUCAGGGAGUGGAGCAAGAACAGGGUCUGAAGAAGCUGAUAGACUCUGAGGAGGAGUCUAGUGAAGAGGAAGAGAAAGAGGAAGAAGAAGAGAAUGAGGAGGAUGAGGUAAAGGAGACCAAGAAAGAGAAAAAGAAGAAGAAAGAAAAGAAGGAAAGUAACAAAGAAGGUGAUGAAAGCGAAAGUAGCAGUUCAUCUUCGGAAAGUGAGGAGUCAGACAUCGAGAAAAAUGAGGAGAAAUUCUCAUCUGUACUCUUUAUGCAGAAGAAAAAGGGAGGCUCGAGAUCUAACACUCCAACAUUUGACAAGUCUGGAGAAGGUGCCAAGACUGAUGGUGGGCUUAAGCGUAAGCUUGACAGUGAAGAAGCUGUCAUUGAGAAAAAAGUGAGGACAGAGUCGCCUACCCCUAGUAUCACUCAGUCGUCCUCUACAACAUCAGUUACUAGCAGUGGUGAGAUCACAGAGGAGGCAAUCAGGCGAUACCUGUCGAGAAAACCGAUGACUGCAAAGGAGCUGGUACAGAAGUUUAAAUCCAAAAAACCUCAGAUGUCCAAGGAGCAGAUGACUCAGCGGAUCGGACAGUUGUUGAAAAAGAUCAACCCGGAUAGGAAAUAUGUGAAUCAAAUACUGUAUUUGUCACUGAAGAAGCCAGAAUGAAAGAGGAUAUUUUGAUGAAGUUGGUUAUUUGAGAUAGUGUGGCUUAGUGAAGAGAGGGAAAGAAUGUUCAAGGCAGCAAAGAUGUGGUUGUCUUUUUAUGACAAGCCACAUUGAUACUGGUUUUCUUAUAAUUGGAAAUGAUUGAAAACUGAAAUAAUAUCUCAAUUGAUACAGAUAUAUUUAAUAGAAGAAAUGUAAUUACGACAGGCUAGGCAUGUUAGUGGCUCAACUGAUAACAAAAUACUAUGUUAAGUUCAUAAUAAUGUGCAAAGGCCAUACACAGAAGAUGCAAUGCCAAUCUCUAGUGCUACAUUUGUUAUUGUACGGGUAUUAGUAGUGUCAUCAACUGGCUAUGUUUUACAAGCCCAGUUUUAAAACUUAGGCAAAUGCCUUGUAAAUGUAAAACAGUUGCAGUUGCUGUAUUUAUAUGUUCCAUACAUGUGAAUAAUUUGCGUAUACAUGUAACAAGGUUUAGGUCAAGUGUAAAUAAAGCAAUGCUGAAGCAGGUCUUGGCAUUGUCAGAUUGUACUUGGAUAUCAUUUUAAGCUUGACUAUUCGAAGAAUAAGGACAGCUAUACUACUCACCCUGGCAUUGGCGUCUGCAUCACACAUUGGUUUUGCAUGUAAACAUCUUUAAAUCAUUAUCUCAGCAAAAAAAAAUCAUUUAUUGCUUUGAAACUUUAGAUCUAUGUUCCCAACCAUCCAACCUACUGAAUAAAUGAAGAUAAAUCACUCUAUUAUGCAUGUAAUACAAAUUAUUUCCCUUUAUUUUUUUACUUUUUAGAAAUUAUGGUUAAGGUUUUGCAUGUUAGCACACAUAUGUUAAAUCUCGGGAACUGAUUGAUGUUUUGCAUUGAGGCUUAAUACAAUGAUACUCAACCAUUCAAUUUUCUUGAAUAACCAAGUAAGAUAACUCUAUUUUGGAUAUACAUGUAAUGCAAAUUAUGGCCCUUUAAUAUUGGACUAAGAUAUUCUGGUAAAGGUUUUACAUGUAUUUAAACCUCAUUUUAGUCAAAAUCUUAGCAAAGAUAUCAUAUAAUGCAUUUAAACUUGAGACAUACACUCCAAACAACCCAACCUUCCUUUUAUCCAAGUAAGAUAACUCUAUCUUGCAUAUAAUGCAAAUAUUGACCUUAACUAAUCAGCUUAAAAUUCUGGUUAAGGUGUUGCAUGUAAGCUAAGGUGUUGCAUGUAACAUGUAAGCACACAUUUCUUAAUAUUUCAGCAACUACUUGAUGUAUUGCAUUGAGACUUUAUACAUUGUUACUUAACAAACAAACACUUAGGAUUACUUUAUUAUGCAUUUCUUAACAUAAAGGCAGUGGAAUAUUUGAGCAUGGUGUCUCUGUGACAGCUCUUGUUAAGUUAUGUAAUGAAGACAUUUUUUUUAGUUGAUCUAUAUAUUAUUGCCAUGAACAGAAUUGUAUUUAAUAAUGUUCUUCACUAGUUUAUUUUCCGAUGCUUAUGAGCAAAGAUCUGAUCUGAGCAUUUUCUUUCUAUGUGAAAUUCUAUCUUGAAAUGAGCAUUGAAAAAAUAAAACAAAAAACAACCGA
Mya arenaria is the source of this 3181-nucleotide messenger RNA. Its product is annotated as general transcription factor IIF subunit 1-like. Gene Ontology annotation, cellular component: nucleus; transcription factor TFIIF complex. Gene Ontology annotation, biological process: positive regulation of transcription elongation by RNA polymerase II; transcription initiation at RNA polymerase II promoter. Bases 42 to 1628 code for a protein of 528 amino acids. The record is from RefSeq and is a predicted model, not a curated record. The transcript is spliced from 12 exons. Gene Ontology annotation, molecular function: TFIIF-class transcription factor complex binding; DNA binding; RNA polymerase II general transcription initiation factor activity. Lineage: Eukaryota; Metazoa; Mollusca; Bivalvia; Myida; Myidae.